Molecule: messenger RNA, 1117 nt
Organism: Paramisgurnus dabryanus
Lineage: Eukaryota; Metazoa; Chordata; Actinopteri; Cypriniformes; Cobitidae
Source: RefSeq, a predicted model, not a curated record
AUUUGUUUCAUAACAAAACCUGGGUUAGUGAAGCUGAGCUAUUUCAUCUUGUUCAGCAUCAUUCCUCUGGAAAGUCAACAUGCAACAAGAAAGGCUGAGCUUCAUUUUCUUGCUGGUAAUACUUUGUCGGCAUGGUGUCAAAGCAGUGGAUCUCACCGCCUGUGAGGGAGAAACUGCUCAACUUACCUGUGGUGAUUUAACAUCAGAGGUAAUCGCUUGCGACUCAGACACUGCCAAUCUCCAUUGUGACCAAGGACACAUUAAAGUGCUUUCAGCCAAUUAUGGACGUACAAACAGUGCAACCUGCUCCAGUGGAAAAAACGAGAUCUCAAAUAUUCAGUGCACUCAGGAUUCAUCCCUAAGUGUGCUGGCCAGUCGAUGUGAUGGAAGAAAAUAUUGUUCCAUUCCUGCGAGUAACACAGUUUUCGGUGAUCCAUGUGUAGGAACGUACAAAUAUCUGAAUGUGUCCUACAUCUGCAUACCAUCAAGUGCAAUAAUACAGAAACGGACUACUUGUGAGGGAGACACAAUCAGUAUCAACUGUAAUAAUCGGUUUAUUAAAGUGCUUUCAGCUCAUUUUGGGAGAACAAACAGUGCCACCUGCUCUACUGGAAGACCAUCUAACGAGAUUUCAAAUGUUCAGUGCAUUCAGAGUUCAACCCUAAGUGUGCUGGCAGAUCAAUGUGAUGGGACACACGCUUGUUUUGUUUAUGCAAGUGCCACAGUUUUUGGUGAUCCAUGUCCUCUUAUUUUCAAAUACUUGAACGUGUCCUAUAUUUGUCACCCAAACAAUCAGUUUAUAAAAGUGUCUGCAGCCAAUUAUGGGCGUACAAACAGCACAGCCUGCUCUACUGGAAAACCAGCUGACCAGAUCUCAAAUGUUCAGUGCUCUCAGAGUUCAUCUCUAAGUGUGCUGACCACUCAAUGUGAUGGACUAAAAGAUUGUUAUGUUCCUGCAAGUACCACAGUUUUUGGUGAUCCUUGUUCAGGAACCUACAAAUACCUGAAUGUGUCCUACACCUGUGGCCCAGACCCAGCCAAUUUGACCUAGAAGAGAAAAUAUCAACACAUCAGAAAUCAUCUCGUGACCAGAGUGAGGUGGAAAUCGUUUUCUUCA